UAACAGCUUCGAAAAAUACAGUUACAACACCUUACAAGAUUGUAUGUAAACUCAGGGACCCUUCCCCUUUGAAUCUCCAUGGCGCGCCUCCGUUGUCUUCUUGCAGAACUUGGAAGCAGAAAAUUGCAGGAGUUUGCGUGUAGAUCGUUUCAGAAUCGUAGCCUCACUCGUUUUUCAGAGAAAGGGAUAUCUAUUCAAAGGUGAAACGUGUCACUCAUACACAGAAGGGCUGCUAGAUGAUGGUAAUUGUAAUAUAGAUGGAGAGCUUUGUAGGAAACUAAAGAAAAUUGCUAGUUUUGAGUUUAGAUCGAAUUUGAAGGAUUUCAGCACCAUUGAAGUAGGACAACACAACUUGAAGCUCUUUUAACAUUCUAGUUCAAGAAUCUUUGCAAGAUCAACAAGUAGACAUGCAGAUUAAAUUUGCCAAUCAACAUACGUAACAUAUUGAAGAACAUGGAGUCUGAUCAGAAUGAAUUUCCCAUGAAUGGUGGUGAUGGAAAAUAUAGCUACUAUCGCAAUUCCUCUCCCCAGAAAUGGGGACUGGAUAGUGCCAAGGCCCUGAUCCAGGAGGUAAUUGAUGAAAAUCUCGAUGUCAAACAACUUCUUUCUUCUUCUAGAAGAGUACUUAGCAUUGCAGACUUGGGAUGUUCAGUUGGACCAAAUACAUUCUUUGCUGUGCGACACAUCAUAGAAUCAAUAAAGCUUAAGUCCCAAUCACAAGGACUACCCGGUUCAGACCCUCUUGAAUUUCAAGUGUUCUUCAAUGAUCAUGUCACCAAUGAUUUCAACACCCUUUUCAAGUCCCUUCCUUCCCUUGAUGAUAGGCCAUACUAUACAGCCAGUGUUCCAGGUAGUUUUCAUGGUCGUCUAUUUCCGGUCGAUAGUGUCCAUUUUUUUCAUUCCUCAAGUUCCAUUCAGUGGCUGUCAAAAGUUCCAGAGGAGGUGGUAAAAAAAGAUUCUCCAGCAUGUAAUGAAGGGAAGGUUUAUUUUACAAGCUCCCCGAGGGAGGUUGAAGAGGCUUAUGGAAUGCAAUUUUCCAAGGACAUAAACUCAUUUUUGAAUGCAAGGGCAGUAGAACUUGUUUCUGGAGGACUUAUGGUUUUGAUAAUGGUUAGUGUCCCUCCUAAUGGUAAGUGUGUCCUCACGGAACUCUUUGACCUUCUUGGGUCUGCUCUCAUGGAUUUGGUCAGCACGGGGUUGGUUAGUGAAGAUAAAGUUGACUCCUUCAACCUGCCAAUGUAUAUUCCAACUUUGGAAUAUCUAAAGGGGGUGAUCGAAAGAAACGGACAAUUCAAGCUUGAGAGAAUAGAAUCAUGGCUUAUCCCGAGUAAUUCAGAUGCUGAAUCAACGGUUUUGAAUCUUCGAGCUGGCCUUGAGGGACUAGUCAAGAAACACUUUGGAAGCGAGAUUGUCGAUAAAGUGUUCUACCAAUUUGAGAAGAAGAUCACAGACUCAUGUGUCCUUACCAACAAGGACUACAAAGUACCAGAAGUGUUAUUUGUAACUCUGAAGCGCUAAACUUACAUGUGACAAGUUAUUUGGCUUCCGUCGUAUUCGGAAUAAAUUUAAACUUUUUAUAGAAGUUAUUUACAACUUCGUACUUAAUUAAAUUAGAAGUUUGUGAAAAUUAUUCCUAAAAUAAUAAAAA
Messenger RNA from Carica papaya (papaya), 1648 nucleotides. RefSeq names its product loganic acid O-methyltransferase-like. The record is from RefSeq and is a predicted model, not a curated record. Gene Ontology annotation, molecular function: methyltransferase activity. Lineage: Eukaryota; Viridiplantae; Streptophyta; Magnoliopsida; Brassicales; Caricaceae.